Homarus americanus (American lobster) is the source of this 7411-nucleotide messenger RNA. It is a transcript of the gene AIF, whose product is annotated as apoptosis-inducing factor 1, mitochondrial-like. Gene Ontology annotation, biological process: mitochondrial respiratory chain complex assembly; apoptotic process. The record is from RefSeq and is a predicted model, not a curated record. Gene Ontology annotation, cellular component: cytoplasm; mitochondrion. Gene Ontology annotation, molecular function: protein dimerization activity; FAD binding; NAD(P)H oxidase H2O2-forming activity. The transcript is spliced from 15 exons. Lineage: Eukaryota; Metazoa; Arthropoda; Malacostraca; Decapoda; Nephropidae. Bases 36 to 2627 code for a protein of 863 amino acids.
CCCUAGGAGCCACCACUCCACCACAGGCCAGAGACAUGAUGUACCGGUGCACCUCUCUCGCCUCUCGAUACUCACAACCUACCUCAAGGGUUGUAGAGCAUGUCAGAACUCGGGGCAUUAAUAGAUUACGCUCCAAAAGAGAGUAUACAAACCUUCCCAGAAAACCUUCAACGAUGAAUGACUUGCCAACACCACAAGGUUCUUGGGCUCAGAGAAAUGAGCGUGUUCAGAGAAAAUACAACUUGCAGCUUGGAGCAGGCAUUACACUUUUUGGCUUUACUCUGUUUGUGGGCAAGCAGAGUGGGUUGAUUUCAUUCAACUUUGGCCCAGGUAAAUUGAAGUUUGAACAAGCACCUCCUGCUGAAGCAGCUGAGGAGGAGGAGGAACCUGCACCAGCAGAGGAGGAGGCCCCUGCAGAAGCUAUUGAGGAGGCACCUGCUACUUUCACAGAAGAAACACCUGCUGCUGCAGAAGAAGCACCUGCUGCUCCUGCUGAAGAAGCACCUGCUGCUCCUGCUGAAGAAGCACCUGCUGCUCCUUCUGAGGAAGCACCUGCUGCUCCUGCUGAAGAAGCACCUGCAGCUCCUGCAGAAGAAGCACCUGCCCCAGUUGAAGUACCUGUAGAGCCUGAACAAGUUACAGAAGCUGCUCCUGCUGAACCUGAACCCUCAGUCAGUGUAACAGAAAGUGUAGAAGCAGUCAGCAGUGAGCCUGCUCCAGAAAAAGCAGAGUCACCUGCCCCUGUUACCACAUUAGCUGAAGAGACUUCUGUUGAACCAGAACCUGUGGUUACACCUGCAGCUGAACCAGAACCUGUGAUUGCACCUGCAGCUGAAUCAGAACCUGUGGUGGCACCUGUAGCUGAACCAGAGCCUGCACCCUCAGCUGAACCAGAACCUGUGGCUGAGCCUGCACCCACAACUGAGCCAGUACCUUUGGUUGCACCUGCAGCAGAACCAGAACCUGUGGUUGUACCAGCAGCUGAGCCAGAGCCUGUGGUUGAGCCUGCACCCUCAGCUGAAGUUGACCCUGCAGAUGAGCCUACAACCUCAGCUGUGCCAGUAUCUGAGGCUACAUCAGCACCUGUAUCACAAAUGUCUGUAGGAUCGGAAUCUGAAACAGUUGUUGAGAAUGUCACAGCACAGUCAAGCACACCUGAAGUCAAGGUGCUUGCAGCUCCUGAACAUGUACCUUACCUAAUUAUUGGUGCAGGCACAUCAUCUGUUGCUGCCUUUAGAGCCAUUAAAGCUAAGGAUGCCAAGGCCAAGGUGCUUGUGAUAUCAGCUGAGGGAGAGAACCCUUAUAUGAGACCUCCUCUCAGUAAGGAAUUAUGGUAUAGUGACGAUAUUGAUGCCUCCAAAAACCUUCGCUUCAAGCAAUGGAAUGGCAAAGAGAGAAGUAUAUACUUUGAGCAUGAAGACUACUACACCUCUGCUUCUGAGCUUGCAUCCAGAGAGAAUGGUGGCAUCUCUGUCCUUAAAGGGCGUACAGUUGUCAAGUUAGAUGUACAUAAGAAACGUGCCUUCAUGGAUGAUGGAAGUGAAGUUACGUAUGACAAGUGCCUUAUUGCCACAGGAGGUAGUCCUAAAUCCCUGCCAGUACUUGAUAAUGCUGGAGAAGAUGUCCUGAAGAAUGUAACUCUGUUCCGUUCUGUUAAUGAUUACAAACGUCUUCAUGAAGUGGCCCAGGAAGGGAAACACAUCACUAUUGUUGGUGGUGGUUUCUUGGGCUCAGAGCUGGCAUGUGCUCUAGGUCAUAAGGCAAAGACAACCAGUGGUGCAGUAACACAGAUUUAUCCGGAGUCUGGAAACAUGGGCAGGGUCCUUCCUGAAUACCUUUCUAAGUGGACAACAGAGAAGGUCAAGGCUGAAGGUGUAGACAUCAUCACAAAUUCAAUAGUUGAAGGUAUCAAGUCUGCAGAAGAAGGGAAAGUAGCAUUAUCCCUCAACACUGGCAAGGAGGUUGUGACAGAUCAUGUUGUUGUAGCAGUUGGACUUGAGCCAAAUGUGGAGCUAGCACGAUCCUCAGGUCUAGAAGUUGAUGAAACACACGGAGGUUUCAGAGUUAACGCUGAGUUGGAGGCACGGUCUAACUUGUGGGUGGCUGGAGAUGCUGCCUGCUUUUAUGACAUCAAGCUUGGUCGUCGGCGUGUUGAACAUCACGAUCAUGCCAUUGUAUCUGGCAGGUUGGCUGGCGAGAACAUGGCAGGCAAUGGUAAACCAUACUGGCAUCAGUCCAUGUUCUGGUCUGAUCUGGGACCUGAAGUAGGAUAUGAGGCCAUUGGCAUUGUUGACUCAUCAUUACCCACAGUUGGCAUCUUUGCUAAAGCCACUACCAAGGACACACCCAGAGCUGUAGUGGAGGCAACAGGAGAAAGUUUAAGAUCUGAAACAGAACAGGUUGCAGACACAACUGCCUUAGUACACUCCAGUGCUCCUCAUGCUCCUGUCAGAGGUGAAGACUACGGCAAGGGUAUAGUGUUCUACCUCAGAGAUAACAUCGUAGUAGGCAUCGUGCUAUGGAAUGUUUUCAACAGGAUGCCAAUUGCAAGAAAGAUUAUUAAGGAUGGCAAGAGUUAUGAUGACCUCAAUGAAGUAGCAAAGCUCUUCAGUCUACAUUCAGAAUAAUGAAAGUGCUGUAGUUAUCCCUAUAUUCCAGUUUAUUCAAUUAUUUAUUGUUAAUUUUUAUUGGCAUUUAUGUGCAAAUUUAUAGUUUUUGAUGGACACCAGAUAUAUAUAAAGUACACUAAUUGAAUUUUUCGAAAAUGGGUCACAUUUAAUGCCAUAAAUUAAUGUCCUCAUAAGUUUAAGUAUUUAAUGAAGGUGUUGAGUAAAGCCAUAAAACUGUCCAUGUUUUUAACCACAGAUAUAAGGACAGUGUUUCUGCUAUGGUUGCCAAAACUAAGGUCUAAGGGAGAUUGAUUUAGGCUAGAUGGUAAAUCUCUGUAGAAUAAUGUCAGGGAUUUAUAGUCAGACAUUUAAAUUACAUUUGCUUGAAUUCUUAUAUACUGUACAUAACAUUUUCAGGUAUUUUUUAUUGCUGGACUAUACAGAAAAAUAUAGAUGUUGUUUGCAAUGGGAGUGUGUAUAGGUGUAUCAGUGCUUGAAUUAAAGCAUUUAUUUAUGGAGUAGAAGAGAUAAUGUUCUUAUGCUGCCAUUAUAAGACUUGGAGACUUGACCAAAUUUCAAUUAGUAAUUGGAACAUACAACCAAAAUUCUUCAUUAAGAUACUGUACUGUACAAGCUUUAGAUGUCUGAAUCCAAUGAGAACAGUAGUUGAUGGCCUUAACAUGGUGAAGGACGUUUGUCUUAUACUUGUUGUCAAAAUAAGUUUCAUCAGGAAAAUAACUACAGUCAUUCUAUUGCUCAACAAUCUUAUUUUAAUAAUAUUUCAGUAACUUACAUCACUUGGAUCAAAACUGUGUUGAAAUUUGGGUGAUCCUAAUGCCAAGAAUAUUGAAAAAUUCCUUUGAUGUUGAAUGAAUCCCAAUAUUGCCCCCAUAGAAACUAGCCAAUGUGUCUUUUAUUCUCUCACAAGAAUACAGAGUGAAAACUUUAAUACCAUAGCUAGAUCUAGCUGUUCACAGUUUUUUUGGCAGGAAGCUUGCCUGUAUUUAAGUUGUGUAAGGAAAUGUGUAGAAUGGUCAUCCUUGGUGGAUGAGCUCUUUCAUGCUGCCCUUUACACUUUCAUUGUGCUCCUGUCCAUUUCCUCCUGUCAAGGUUUUUGUUGUCAUUGAUCCACCCUAUACGUCUAGGAGCAGAUGAAAGAGAAUUAAUAGAUGGUGUACAGUGUAACUGAUUGGCAGUGCACCUCUCAAAGUAAAUGAAAUACUGUACUGUAAUCACUUUUAAACUAGGUAUUUGUUUAAUCUUAAUUAGGUUAGUGUAAUGGAUUUGACAGUCAAAAUGGUUUUGAUGUGAUGUAUUCAUGAACAAAUGAUAUGUUAGCUAAUUUCUAUGGGAUAUUUUAUUUUAUUUUUUUUUCUGGUUGCUUUCCCAAGGAUAUUGAAUGUUGAUACAAUGAAAGCCACGGAUAUGUUAACCCUCUGGUACUCUUGGCCAUAGUCAGAAAUCUCAACUCCUCGCAAUCUUUCGACACAAAUAGUGUCGUUUACAAUCUCAUGCCCUCACAGUCUCGAUGCAGGUUGCAGUAGUAACAGGAACAGUUUUUCCAUUUUAGUAAAUAUUGGGUCGAGCGAUCCAGACCUAAAUUGCACCCCUAGAGAUGCAUCUGCCACCGCAUGAGGCUAGUGGGAGGAACUUAGGUGGUUAUUAGGGCCGGUCCACUGUUCCUGAGUUUCUACUUAUGGGAGGGGUGCUGUCAGUGUGAGAUACGGCUGAGCAGGAGGGGUUGCGCCAGCAUGGGAGCGCUUAGCGAUGAAUCUGCUUUAAAAGAUCAUGAGUUUGUCUUUAUAGCCUGACAACAAUCCAAAGAGAUACAUGAGUUUACCCAUCAAGUUAAUGGGUUGACUUCUGGUACUGUACUUAUAUAAACAAUUAGUUUAACACUUGUGACAACUGUUCCCUUCACAGUGGGGUCUAGGUGUCAUAAAUUUAAUGUAAAGAGCUAGUCAUGUCUUGGUGUCACAGCAACUUGUGUGUGCAUAUUUCUUUAUCCAUCAUUGAACAUAUUAGAUUUUCAUCACAAGGCCUCGGUCCAACCACCUCCCUGCUUAUGUCUAAGGGUUACUCCUGGCCUCACAAUAAUUCAGUCCAUCUAUCGGGAUAUAGUAAGUACCAUAACAUGCAGGAAGUUAUAUCUUGAAAUGCCUCAUAAAAGGUUCAAAACGCAUAAGAUAUUGCUUGCAAAAGGGUUUUAUGACAAGACCCCGUAAUGUGGGGAAAAAAAUGCAUCUGAUAAGCAAGUGUCACUCCUUGCCUGCAGCCAGUGGGAGUCAGUAUGUAGUGAAUUGUGAAAUAAAUUAGGACACAGGGUUGGAAGACAGUCUGGUCUUUGAUUGAUGGACUAUGGCAUCCAUGGGGUUAGAUUUUUGGGGGAAAAUGUAGCUACAACUGACACUAAACCUUUUGUGGUGGCAUGCUGGUAAGAUUCCUCAGAGUCACAAAGCAAAUAGUAUUUAGCAUCUUUGGGGCUUUUCCAGAAUGCUUUUUGUUUGGUAAACUGGAAUUUGUUUCAGUUUAUAAGGUUAUGGAUUUCCAGUUUUAAAUUUGUAAUGAGAAAUGUGUCUGCUAAUUCUUAACCCAUUUGAUGCAGUUACUGCACCCCAAGUGCUAAACAAUGCCAGUGCAAUUGCCACCCAUAUAUGGUACAUUAAAAAUUUUCAUGCCCAUACUUUGAAUCUUAUUGCUAGAUAGAUUCAUCCCAUGCAGGUAGGCGGUCACGACCCACAAAUUAUCUCUAGCCUGCCAGUGUCUUCUCAGCCAUUGCCGAGAGGAGACAUAUAUUCAAGUCAGAUAUUCUGAGUAUUGUACCACUAAUCCCCUACCCUGCUUUAGGUAAUCCCACCUGACAGUGACAAUGUCAGAUCAUAAACUUUUUGUGUAUAAGCUCCUCUCAUUUAUUGUAAGUUCACUUACUCUGAAGAUGAAAAAAAUGUGUGUGCAGCUACACUCAAAUUGUGGGCAAAUACUGUUAUUUAUUGAAAAAAAUAAAAUAAAAUAAAUUAUUUUUACAUUGUAGGUCAUACUUGUUUUUUUGUACAUAUAUUAUUUCAUUUUUCAACUUUUCCUUCACACUGAUGGUGCAGAUAUCUACUCGGGAUUCACAUUGAAAGAGUCAAACUGUGUUUAUAUACAGUGUGCUUUAGUAAAGAUGACAUAAACUUUUCCACCAAUUUGUCCUUUGAGCCAUUUACAGGAGUAAGUACUUAUUUGGAUCCUUUCGGAGAGUACCUGUGAGAUAGUUCCACGUCACUUGGCCCUUACAAUUAGUUUUUAGAUUCCAAUGGUGGACUAUCUAAAGUCUUUAUUUCCACAAUUGUAAUUAAGAUGUUUGGACUUGCACAGUAAGGUGUUCACAACAUUUAUUAGCUUUCCUGAGAGACAUCCCUAUCCACUCUAGGACUAAAGUCAUGAACAGCUGCAUGGAACCUAUACUAGUGACCUCUGGCAAAGAGGAAAAUCAUAAUUGUAUAAGAUAAGAAGUUUAAAGGUUUUAAAAUUAAAAUAUAAUAUACCAGAAAAAUCACAUGUGGUUAAGUAUCCCCAUUGCAGAUAAAAAUUUAUCUCAUUGCCAGAGGUCACUAGUGUAGGUUCUGUGCAGCUGUCCAUGAUUUUAGUCCUAGGGUGUACAUUCUCUUUAAAUGGGGGUUCUUGGUCUUAGGUAGUGUCCUUUAUCGGGAGUUAUCUAGAUGAGCAGAUAAUGCAAGAACAUUGUGUGGCAUCAGGGAGUUUGUAAGGUUCUUGUGAUAAUUCUAACUGUAACUUCUAGUUGCCUCCUAAAUGAAGUACAGGUGCUCAAUAGCACUGGACCGAUAUCAAACUAUCCUGGGAAACUCCUUCUGUACUUGUGUUGGGCCAAGGGGAUAAGUUCCCCCACCCCCUCCUCCUCCAUUGGGUUCUUUUAUGGAGUUCAGUCAGACUGAGGCCUGUUGGUUGAUAUCAAGUAUAACCACUGACAGACACUGAUUGGUGUUCCUGCAGCUCUCAGCCUUAAGUUGUAUACCCUUACCUCUUGGAACCCUGCCUGAGAGGUACAUUUAUAACAGGAGAAUAGAACAAAUUAUUUAAAUUAGUGCCAGCCUGGCCAUAAUCAUAAUAAAUUAGUCUGGCCUACAACCCACAGACUUGAUGGAUGAAAUCUUGAGUCUCCUUGGCCUGACGCUUCUAUACAAUGGGAUUUCCAGGAUGAUCAAUCUUUAAUUUAUUUUUCUAUGGAUUCCUCCCAGAAACUUCAUCAUUAUGCUGUCUUGGUAGUUCAUUCAUCUUUCUUAUUCCGUGUGUUUAGAAAAUAAUUUAAAAACUCGUCUACAUUAUACAUAUGAAAGUCAUAGAAGUCAAUGAGGGAUUUCAGCAGAUGAAAAACUGUUAUUCUUGAUAUGGGCCAGCAAUUGGUACUUACUAUUGAAAGUAUACUAUCCUGUAUAUGGUCUAUGAAAAGACCUUAAAUCAUAUUGUUUAACACUUCUGUAAAACAAAAUUGUCAAAUGUUACUUUGUUUCUUUAGCAAAGAUUUCUAAAGUUUUAAGAAUCGUUAGGAUUUGCAGAGUAAAACAGCAACCAGUGUAAAUCUUUCUCUAAGUACAGUAAUAGGGUUCAUUAUUGGGAUUUAUGCAUUCCUCAUUACACUUGGUAAAAGCACCUCCCAGAGCUUGUGUCAAAGUGUGGAAGAUUGAGUAAUUGUGGAUUGUAUAUAUGAUGAUGCUGUAGAACACAAAUCAUGCACAGCUUUGUACAUAGUGUAAGAGGCAACAAAUAAAUGCUAGAAUAUCAGUACAAAAUAUUUUGAUAAA